This is a messenger RNA of Cokeromyces recurvatus, 1747 nucleotides long. RefSeq lists its product as uncharacterized. NCBI's taxonomy places the organism in Eukaryota, Fungi, Mucoromycota, Mucoromycetes, Mucorales, Mucoraceae. The transcript has 5 exons. Gene Ontology annotation, molecular function: RNA polymerase II cis-regulatory region sequence-specific DNA binding; DNA-binding transcription factor activity, RNA polymerase II-specific. Bases 296 to 1567 code for a protein of 423 amino acids. The record is from RefSeq and is a predicted model, not a curated record. Gene Ontology annotation, biological process: regulation of transcription by RNA polymerase II.
UUUUUUUUUUUAUAUUAUUAUUCUUUUCUUCUUCUUUUACUACUAUUAAUUGAACCUUUUAAUACAUCUAUAUCAGUUUCUCGAUAUUUAAAAAUUCUAUAGCAAGACAUUUUAAAUAAUUCAAAUUCCUUUUUCCCUACGGUUUUAAAUUAAAUAAGGGAGCUUUUUGAACGACAAAAAAAUAAAAAAAAAUAAAAAAUAAGAAAAAAUAAAAUAAAAUAAAAAUAAUAAUAAAAGCCUUUAGAUAUAUAUAUACUUUGUUAUAAUCGACAGCUGGUGUCAGUAAAAAAAAAAAAUGAACAAUAGAAGAAAAUCAAUUGAUAAAUCACAAGUUGUUGAAAACCAAGCAGCAUCAACACAACAUUCAGAAGCACCCAUGGCUGUAUUACCUUUAAUUUCAAGCGCUAAAUUGGAUCAAGAACCAAAUCCAUUUGAACAAAGUUUCUCGGGUGCAGCAGUUAUAGAUGAUAAAGAAAAAUUAAAAUUACCUCCAGUUGCCUCUAUUACAAGUCCUUCUCAUUUAAAGAAUACGACAACAACGGCCUCUGCUGUUACUGCUGCUGCUGCUACUACUACUACUACUACAGAUAAUAUGAUAGGUGGUGGUAUUUUACCCAAAGAAGUAGCAAAUCAAUUUACAUGGGAUACACUUCGAACAGGCCCAUUAUCACCUUCAAUGCUUCAAGGUCCCGCUAACCCCAACGAAUACUAUUCUUCAGUGAUGAUGCCACCCAAUAAUACAAAUAAAUUAUAUAAUACAAAUAAUCGAACUCAUCUUAUGAAUCACACUUAUCCUAUUAAAAUGGAAGCAUCGUCUCAAGAAAUAUUUAUGCAUCAACAGCAACAAAUUUCAAGUCGAAAACGUUCUGCUACUUCUCAAACAGAUGAUGAAAAUCAUUCAAUAGAUAGUAAUGAAUCCUAUAAAAAAUUAAAUACCACAAGUCGACGUUCUUCUGCUAUGACUCAAGAUUCAAUAGAUGACGAUACAAAGUCCAUGACUACUAGAUCAAAGCGAAGAUCAAAAUCUGCAAGUAAAGAUGAUGAUGAUGAAAAACGAAAGAACUUUUUAGAAAGAAAUCGAAUUGCUGCAUUAAAAUGUCGUCAAAGAAAGAAGCAAUGGUUAAAUAAUCUUCAAGCUAAAGUUGAAUUCUUGACAAAUGAUAACGAACGUCUUCAAUUACAAUCAGAAUCAUUAAAAGAAGAAAUUGUAAAUUUAAAAACAUUAUUAUUAGCACAUAAAGAAUGUCCUAUUGCUCAAUCUAAUGGAUUUCAUCCUAAUUCAAUACAAAAGACGGCAACAAUGCCUUCCAUACUAUCAGCACAACAAAUGAUAAGACAACAACAAGGAAAUACAGCUAUACCAAAUACAAAUAGUAUGCUCUUUUCUUCAUCUUCUACAAGCUUUAUGGAUAACAAUUCUACAACGAGAUCUAAUUCUUCUAUUGUACCUAAUGCUCCUUAUCAUCGUUCGAGUAUUACUUUACCCAUUCAACAAGCUUCUGCAUCCACUUUAUCCAAUCAACCAGGUAUGGUAGCAGGUGCUUCAUCAGGUGUAUUAAGAUUUUAAAUUUCCUUCACUACACACACACGCAUACGCACACAUUCUCACUCUCACUCUCACUCUCACUCUCUUUUUUUUUUUUCUUUUUCCUCCCCUUCUUUAUAUAUAGUAUAUUAUAUUAUGUAGCAGUAGUAUCAAUAAUAUUAAAAAAAAAAUCCCAUGUAUUUAAAGUAUGAAUAUAGUAAA